This is a messenger RNA of Diospyros lotus (date-plum), 1199 nucleotides long. RefSeq lists its product as uncharacterized. NCBI's taxonomy places the organism in Eukaryota, Viridiplantae, Streptophyta, Magnoliopsida, Ericales, Ebenaceae. The transcript has 2 exons. The record is from RefSeq and is a predicted model, not a curated record. The coding region runs from base 160 to 1098 and encodes 312 amino acids.
UGGAUGUUUGCGAGAAAAGAGAAGAAAACCUUCACUCCCUCUCUGUCUCUUAUUGGGACCUUUCUUCUAUAAAUGACUCUUCUCCCACCCCUUCCCAACCUCCCCCCUUAAUGCUCUGCAAAUACACACAGAGAGAGAGAGAGACAGAGAGAGCGAGAGAUGGAAGAUAUGGCUUCUUUAUGGAGUUACCAAGAGGGCCCUGUUGAUUUGAAGCAAAAGCUUCUGUACACAACUCUGGAACUGGAAUCAGUGAGAGCUGAAGCAAAUGAAGAGAUGAGAAAGACCAAAGAGUACAUGAAGCAGUUGUUGCAGCUCUUUAAGGUUGCCUGCCAGGAAAGGGAUGAAGCAAGGGACCAACUUCAGAAACUCCUCAACAAGCUCCUUCCUUCCACAGUGCCAAGUGAAUUCUUUACAGCUCUACCUCAGCUCCAACCUGAUAGCCCUCUGAUCAAAGCCGCAAAAGCGAACUCCAGCAUAACUGAAUCUAACAGCCUGUCAGAUACACACAAUUACCAGUCCCACGGUUCUUCCCCAGUCGACUCCUUCCUCGAUGCUGGCUCGUCGCCAGAGCUUUCUAACUUGAACAUGGCUGAUUCAAGCAGCCUGGCAUUUGUGAACCAGCCCUUGCUUCAAGAUUACUCUGGCACGGUUCAAACGGGUCUUGUCUCUUCAGCAGCACCUAAAAUUGAUCAGGGUUCUCUGGUCAUAGACAAUUUUGUCACGGGAAAGCCUCUGCCUCAGAAGGGAAAGCUCUUGCAGGCUGUGCUGGAGUCAGGGCCGCUGCUUCAGACUCUUCUUCUGGCGGGGCCGCUUCCCAGGUGGCGGAAUCCGCCCCCUCUCCAGGCCUUCAAUAUUCCACCUGUUUCCAUCAAAGGAUGUGGUGCUGAGAUUGUUAGUCAGAAACCAGCUGCACCAAAUUCUCUAAAUUCAUCUUCUUUUGUUAACAUGACUACUGGCUCUUCCAAAAUGUUGUCAUCAUCUAUGAUGCAUUUUGCUGGUGGUUCGGCUGGAUCGGGCUUUGGCAGCGAGCGAUUGGUACCCGCAGGGGCAGAAUAUAACAGCUACGCUGCAUCAGUGAAGCGACAAAGAUUACAAUGAUUAAAUGAUGCAAUACUGUCCUUUUUGUAUAAAUAGAUGGUCGUUGGUGUAAAUGGGAUAAGCUAUUUUGCUCUGGAUGACAUAGUGACUUAACUUUCUUA